CCGACUUCUGCUAUGGUAUAAUUGCAUGGACGGAUCUGCUUCAUAUUAACUCCAAAAAACAUGGAAAGGGGAUUUCGAAGAGUGUGGUUUUGUACAGAAAGCGCCCUGCAGAAAAAAAAUAUAUGCUGGCAAGGUGUUCGCACAGCGGUGUCUAAGGCAAAUGAAGUGCCACGCGGGAGCAGCACCCUGAGCCCUGUACGGUGAAUAGUGCUGUGGUAGUAGCGCACGGGCAACAUCCUUCACUCAGUACGGUGCGUACUAGUAGCAGUAGCAGCAGGGCGUGGUGUUCCCUCGGCAAGGAUGGCUGAUGAUAAUGAAUCUGGAGAAACAGAAACAGGGCCUCAGCUGCUGCGCAUACUUGAUAGAACCUUGCCUGACUUUUCAAGCACGUCAAUAGUGCAGAUUGAUGUGCACCCUCAUGAGCCAUGGGUUCUAUGCACAGCUACCAGCUUUUGCCUGGUGCAAGUCUGGAACUAUGAAGAUGGGACACAGGUCGCCUCCGGGGAAGUUUGGGAGGCAGUUGGCAAAGCAAAAUUUCUGAUGCAGAGAGACUGGAUUGUGGUGCAGGAUUCCUUUCGCAGACACUUUGCCAUAUAUGAAAUGAAAGCUUCAAAAUGGCAACACAUAAAACGUGUAGAGCAAUCGCCAGAUUAUGUAAAUGCUUAUGGAUCUAUGGUUGUCCACGAGAGCUUACCCUGCGUACUAACCUAUAGCGGCUCAGAUUUAAUUUUACUAGACUCGCGCCAGAAUUGGGAUGAGAUGAAGCUCGGAUAUCAUCACGGUGGGGUGACUGCAGUGGCAUUUCAUCCGAUAGAGUUGGGUAUCGUUGCUAGUGCAGGAUACAACAACACUAUCACGAUCUGGGAUGUGGACGGUAUGUCAAAUGUUCGGACGUUCUACACAGAGCGUGGGUUAAUUGUGAAAAGCAUUGAGUUUUCUGGCCGGCUCUCGAAAAAGUCCCUCAUGAUCACAGCGGACAGCUUGCGGAGUGGAUCUUCCCCAAGUCCAGGCACAGUAAGGGUCUUCGACUUCAAAAGAGGAGUUUGCCUUGCCAAAUUGACAGGGCAUUCAGUGGAUGUGAAGUCAGCCUUUCUGCAUCCACGAUUGCCUUACCUGUUUAGUGCAUCAGAGGAUGGAGAAAUUAGAGUAUGGAGUGAGCUGGACUAUAAGCUGGUAGCGUCUUAUGUCUGUGAAUCCUUAGUUCUGAAAGGCAUGGCACUCUGCAAAAACUCUGGCGUACUCAUGGUCGGUAGUACAAAAAAGUUCUCGUUGAUUGAGGUACUAGAGGGAGGAAGAAAAGCAUGGGUGUCAGAGAAGAGGAUGGAGAGGGAGCCUGAAAACGAAGCAGCCCAUGCCAAGCUGCUGGAGCUGGAGACAAAAAUCAGAAAUGUUGUAAGCGAAAUGGAGCUGAAGAGCGAAAUUAUUCGUGACGUGAGAGCUCAGCAUCAGGAGGAGGGGAGAGCCCAAGCCGAGAGGAUUUGGAAGCUGGAGUUGGCGGUGAACAGUUUGAAGGCAGUGGUGUUGAGCCUGGAGGCGGAGGGAACGAGCAUGAAGGACGGAAGGGCUGGACUUCUCGACAAGCUUGAGAAGUCAAAGAUGGAGCUCGAGACAAAAAUCAGAAAUGCUGUAAGCAAAAUGAAACUGAAGUGGAAGAGCGAAAUUAUUCAUGACGUGAGAGCUCAGCAUCAGGAGGAGGCGAGAGCCCAAGCAGACAGGGUUUGGAAGCUGGAGUCGGCGGUAAAUGGUUUGAAGGAAGUGGUGCAGAAGCUGGAGGUGGAAGCAACGCGCAUGAAGGACGAAACGACUGCAUUUCUAGACAAGCUUGAGAAGUCAAAAAUGGAGUGUGAGAGCGUGAUCGAGGAAUUGACAGCCAAUCAUCAGCCAAAAGAAAAGGCCCAAAAGGAGAGGCAGCAGCACCUGGGGACGGAGGCGGAGAAGUCCGAAACAGAAGCUGAAGAACUAAGGACGGUUCAAGUCCUGGAGACGAAGCUUGAAAUGCCAUUGUUGAUAGAUUGGAGCAGUUGAGUGUGGGAGAGCUGAAAUGCAUAAGAGAUUGGAGAAAUCUGAGAAAAGGGUUGUGAAUCUGCAAAAGCCGUUCCAAGAAUAUUCGUUGGGAGAGCUCCAGGAUGCAACGAACAACUUUGAUGCAGCGGGAAACUGUGUGAUGGUACGCUCGUUUUGGUAAAGAAAUCCGAGACAAUAUUCGAUCAUAUUUUUAGAGAGGGAAACUAUGCGAUGGUACGCUUGUUUUGGUAAAGAAAUCCGGGACCUCGUCAUGUAUGCAGGAGAUGCACGCUGCCAAGUUUAAGACAGAG
Chara braunii is the source of this 2315-nucleotide messenger RNA. NCBI's taxonomy places the organism in Eukaryota, Viridiplantae, Streptophyta, Charophyceae, Charales, Characeae. The record is from the annotation of a GenBank genome assembly.